Argentina anserina (silverweed cinquefoil) is the source of this 1131-nucleotide messenger RNA. RefSeq names its product glycerophosphodiester phosphodiesterase GDPD1, chloroplastic-like. The coding region runs from base 1 to 1131 and encodes 376 amino acids. The transcript has a single exon. Gene Ontology annotation, biological process: glycerophospholipid catabolic process. Gene Ontology annotation, molecular function: phosphoric diester hydrolase activity. NCBI's taxonomy places the organism in Eukaryota, Viridiplantae, Streptophyta, Magnoliopsida, Rosales, Rosaceae. The record is from RefSeq and is a predicted model, not a curated record.
AUGGCUCUUAAGGCGGUUCAUGUCUCCGACGUCCCUAACCUCGAUCAGGUGCCAGAAAGUGCCUCUUUGUACUCCACCCGCUUCUCCAAAGGUGUGGAACUUGGCCGGAUGACAUCAAGAAUACCCAAGUUGUUGGUGAUCGGACACAGAGGGUUUGGAAUGAACGCUUCACGUUCAGAUGAUCGGAGAAUGAAAGCAAUCAAGGAAAACUCCAUCAUGUCGUUUAACACUGCUGCCAAAUACCCUCUUGAUUUCGUCGAGUUUGAUGUUCAGGUCACCAAAGAUGGCUUCCCCGUGAUUUUCCACGACGACUUCAUCCUCACCGAAGAUCAGGGUACUGUGUCGGAGAAGAGAGUAACUGAACUGCAUUUGGCGAAGUUUCUAGAUUAUGGUCCACAAAGAGAGGCAAGAAAGGAAGGAAAGCCUUUGUUGAGGAAAACCAAGGAUGGUCAGAUUUUAAGAUGGGAUGUUGAAGAUGAUGACUCCCUCUGUACCCUCCAAGAAGCCUUUGAGAAAGUUGAACCUUCUGUUGGCUUCAACAUCGAGAUUAAAUUCGACGACCACAUCGUUUACAAGGAGGACGACAUCAUCAGCGUCCUCCGAUCGAUCCUGCAAGUCGUGUUCGAGUGCGGCAAAGAUAGGCCUAUCGUAUUCUCGACAUUCCAGCCUGAUGCAGCGCUCCUUGUUAAGAAGUUUCAGAAAACCUACCCUAUCUUUUUCUUGACAGAUGCUGGGAAUGAGAUUUACGAUGACGUGAGGAGGAAUUCUUUGGAUGAAGCAAUGAAGUUGUGCUUGGAGGGUGGUUUGGAUGGUAUAGUGUCGGAGGUGAAAGGUGUAUUCAGAAAUCCUGAGGUGGUGACCAAGAUCAAGGAGUCCAAGCUUUCACUUCUAACCUAUGGCAAACUAAACAAUGUUGCGGAAGCAGUAUACUUGCAAAACCUAAUGGGAAUUCAGGGAGUGAUUGUGGAUUUUGUAGAAGAGAUCACGGAGGUAGUCUGUGAUAUGAUUAAGCCAUCGGCAGCCUUGGAAGAAGACCGGGAUGAUUUGGUGGAAUUGAAAACAAAGCCACUUCUCUCGCAGAGGGAGCUUUCCUUUUUGUUGAAGCUCAUUCCAGAAUUGAUACAACUCUGA